GGGGGCUUACGUCACUUCCGGGAUUGUUUGAGGAAGUCAACUGCUACGAGGUUUCGAGAGAGCGAAUACGACAUGGUGGGCUUAAUGCUCAAUGACUUUUGAUGGAAGCCUUAACACCGAUUUAUAGUUUUGAAACGGAUUGAAAGGACUCUGCUGUCAUGCCUGUCAGGAGGUGGUCCAAGAGUUCCAAGCGAAGGUCCUCAACGCAAUCCCUGGUCACCCCUCAGGAUGACGGCCUUCACGUCUACCUCUUCUGGAGCCCCAACAAAGAGCGUUACUUGUCGCACACAGCCGCAGAACAGGUCACCGCGGAGGAGCUGUGCAUCUCAGCCGCAGAGGUUGUUGGGAUAUCACCACUAUUCUAUGUGUUGUUUGCUCUGUAUGACCCCAUGUCAUGCUGCUGGUACAGUCCAAAUCACGUCUUUCACCCAAAGGAGGGCUCCUGUCUUAUUCUUCAUUUCCGAAUGAGGUUCUACUUUCGCAAUUGGCACGCAUUUAAUGACAAGGAGCCAGAUGUGGCUCGUUUCACUGUAAAAAGUGUGACGCAUGCUGACGACGAUGGCCAACCGGUGCUGGAAAUCAAAUCGGUGGAGUAUUUAUUUGCCCAGGCCAAGUAUGACUUUGUGAAUGAACUCUUUCCGAUGGAGAAAUUGAACUCAGAGGAGGAGCUGAGUCUCUUUAAAAACGAGAGCUUGGGCAUGGCCAUGCUCCACCUCAUGCACCUGGCGCUGCUGACGGGCAGCACCUUGCAGCGUGUUGCAAAAAAGACCAGUUUUAUAAACUGCAUCCCAAAGUCUUAUGCCAAGCACAUAUCAGAAGACAAAGUCCUGACAAAGAUGAGGCUCCGGUGGAUGUUUGAACGAUCCAUGCGCACCUACCAGAAUAAUAUGGAAGCAAAGAAGCCGGACGUGAAGGAAAUUAUCUGCAAGUAUAUCUAUGCUCUCGAGUGCUUGGCGCCGCGUUUCGGCUCCGAGACCUUCGUCGUGCGCCACCUGAGGCUGAGCGAGGAUGACGAAGACACAAGUCCGGAUGCUUCGAGGGGGGACGGCGUGGCGGAAAACGCGCAUGAGCUGAUGGUAUCUGCCAACACGGGGCUUCAGUGGAGGGAAAUGAUGUCCUCUGAGAAGGCCAACAGCAACCGUAGCGGCGACUACGGCAGGAAAACCAAGCGAGGUACCAGCCAGCCGAGUGCGGCGGCUCGUGUCGAGUGGACCCCCUUCUGUGACUUCCCAGGAAUCAUUCACAUAGCUGUCAGUGAAGCUAAUGUUUGCAUUAGCACGCAGGACAAUAAGUGUAUGGAGGUUGAGAUGAGCUCCAGCCAGGAGGCGCGCUCCUUCAUCUCCCUGCUCGAUGGAUACUACCGGCUGACUGCGGACGCCCACCACUAUCUUUGUCAUGAGGUGGCGCCCCCGAGGGUGCUGCUGAGUCAAGCUAAUGGACUGCACGGACCAAUCCAUGAUGACUUUGUGCUACACAAGCUGAAAAAGGAGGAAGCUGAAGAAGAAGCUUGCCUCGUGCGUUGGAGUGUUCUCAACUAUCACAGACUUGUUUUGGCUGUGCCAAAUAAAAACCAGCAGAAUGGAUCGAUGGCAAGCCACAAGCUAUUUUGCAUCCAGCAUAAAGAUUCCGUCUUCACCUUGGAUGGCUGGCAGGAGAAAUUCUCCAGUGUGAAGGAGCUCACAAACACCCUGAAGGACUACAUUCUCAAGUCUGGCACAGACAGCUACACUAUUAAAAAAUGCUGUCGGCCCCGGCAAGGAGAGAUUUCCAACCUCCUCGUCAAGAGGCGCGGUAUAGAUAGCAGUGCCAGCACGCGGACUCUAUCUCCGAACAAAUUGGAGCUAUGCUUCCAGAUCAAGUACAAAGACCUCAUUCUGGGGCAGCAUUUAGGUUUUGGCACUAGAACUCACAUCUAUUCGGCGCAUCUGCAAGUCGGGCAAGUAGCUGCUGAGCAGGAGGACGACUUGAACGGCGAUAAGUACAAGAAGAUCCAAGUAGUACUCAAGGUUCUCGAGCAAAGCCAUGAAGAUAUCACAUCCGCUUUUUUUGAGAUGGCGAGUCUGAUGAGCCAGGUGUCUCACAAUCACCUGGUUUUUGUCCAUGGUUUGUCUGUCAACGGAUCUGAAAACAUCAUGGUGGAGGAGUUUGUGGAAUUUGGGCCUUUGGACGUUUUCCUUCGCAGAGAAAAAGCCAAAUUGACGCCUCGCUGGAAAUUUAUCGUGGCCAAACAACUUGCCAAUGCCCUGAAUUACCUCGCGACAAAAGGCGUCACCCACGGAAACGUUUGCGCCAGGAACGUCCUGGUGGCGAGGCGAGGUCUGGAACAAGGCACGUCUCCUUCAGUCAAGCUGAGUGACCCGGGCAUUGCCGUCAAUAUCCUGUGCCUUGAAGAGCGACUCGAGCGUAUUCCCUGGAUCGCUCCCGAGUGCGUUUACAGCAAGGCGCCCGUCGGCAUCGGCGCCGACCAGUGGAGCUUCGGCGUCACGCUGCUGGAAAUCUGCAACGACGGCCAUCUCCCCAUGAGCGACACCACGCUGCUGGAGAAAGAGCGCUUCUAUCAGCAAAAGGGCAAGUUGUUGGAGCCGUCCUCCCGGGACCUGGCCAUCUUCAUCAACAAGUGUCUCUCCUACGAGCCCUUGGAAAGGCCUCACUUCUGCUCGUUGCUCAGAGAUCUUAUUGACAUCAUGAAAAAAAAUCCUGAUAUAUCCCCCAGCGAAACACUUUGUCCGGCUCACUCCACCGUCUUUCUCAAGCGGCAUCUGAAAAAGAGGACCAUCUUAGGAAAGGGUAAUUUUGGAAUGGUGACACUGUACAUGUACGACCCCGCCAACGACGGCACGGGGGAGCUCGUGGCCGUCAAGGCUUUGAAACAAGACAACGGUUAUUUGCCCAAAUACUGGCUGAAAGAGAUUGAGACCCUCAAGUCCCUCGAUCACACCAACAUCGUCAAGUACAAAGGAUGCUGCACUGAAAUGGGAGGACAGGUGGUGCAGCUCAUAAUGGAGUUCCUUCCGCUUGGCAGCCUGGAAAAAUACCUUCAAAAACAAGAGAAAAGUACAUCCCAGUGCCUGCUGUUUGCUCAGCAGAUCUGCCAGGGGAUGGAAUACUUGCACUCAAAGCGGUACAUCCAUCGGGAUCUCGCUGCACGUAACAUCUUAGUGAAAAACGACAGCUUGGUGAAGCUCGCCGACUUUGGCCUGUCCAAAUAUAUCCCUGAGAAUGACACCUAUUACCGUGUGUCCGAAGACGGUGACAGUCCAGUGUUCUGGUAUGCCCUUGAGUGCCUGAAACUAAACAAAUUUUCAUUUCGCUCCGAUGUUUGGUCCUUUGGCGUGACGCUGUAUGAGAUUCUGACCCGCUGCGACCCGAGCCAAAGCCCGCCAGUGAAGUUUGGCAAGAUGGCGGGGUUAUCCCCCAGAGAGAUGAACGUGAAUGUGCUCAUCGGCUUGUUGGAGCGGCGGAAGCGUUUGCCUUGUCCCGCAGACUGCCCCUCUGAGCUGAGGAGUCUGACCAUGCAGUGCUGGGAUCAAGAUCCUGCAGAAAGGCCAUCGUUUUAUUCCCUCUUUGAGCAGUUGGAAGCCAUUCGCUCACAAACAAGUGUUGACUUUUUUCGAUCUGGACUUUAAUCUACUUGCGUGAAUACCACUUAGGAAUACUUUUACAAAUGGCAGCUUACUCCAAUUGUGGGAUUCAGAUUCAGAAAACUUUAUUUAUCCCCGUGGGUUAAUUAGAGUUGUGUGUCGUCAUGAGAGACAAGGAACAUCAUGAGGAAAAGGUCCAUAGACCGAAAUACUGUCAGCUUACAAGUAUUGGUUGUUGAAUGUUUGUACAUUUUACAGGGUUGUAACAUUUUGCAUUUCAUUGUUUUUUUUUUUGUUUUUUGUUUUUUUUAAACAAACCAUUAAAUAGUUUAUGGGUUUAACAAAUAUGGCGCCAUAGUUGGCAGCCGUCUGCGAAGAGCUCUGCUUUUUUGUUGUUUUGUCUUCCUUUGUGUGGACCUGUUGCGGACUGUUUUUCAGCAUUUUGUACAUGAUGAUUGUCGCAGGAAAAAUCUGCGCUUGAUGGUUGCGCCUUCUCGGAAACACGUGUGUACCAGCACUGAUUUUGAAGGGGAGGAAUGUCGGUGCUAUCUGUCAUCGUUUGACAGGCCGCUUGUUUUUUGCUCAUGUAAGUGGCAGCAUUCCCGUUUUGUUCAGCGGUGAUGUCGGUGCUGUUGGACAGUCUGCGUUGGUGGGGCUGGAUGGAUGAUGGCUCCUGUAGCUGAAGAUGAGAGAGGAACGUUGGCGUGAAGCGCGGAUGCGUAUUUGGACCUGAGAGUCAGCGCUUGGAGUUGAAGUAGACUCACAUGGGACAGGAGAAGUGAACUAAUAUUUUUUCUUGUGAAUGGACGCUACGGCUUCUUGUUUACUUUCAAACUUAGCUUGUGGCAGACGUGUGCACAUUUAGAGCACGAGGUCUCUGAUCCACUGGUGAAAGGCCACUUUGAAUCUCUGCUCUUUCAUUAAUAAUUGCUUCAAACAACAAGGUGUAUGCUGUACUAUAGUUAUGAUUUCAUGGCUGUCCAUGUCUUAUGUAUUGUUAUAUUAGCAUAUUUUUUAUUGACUAUAUUACUGUUCUGUAAAGCACUUUGUUACAGCUGCAGCUGUUGUGAAAGCGCGAUAUAAAUAAACAUGUAAUGUAU
This is a messenger RNA of Hippocampus zosterae (dwarf seahorse), 4681 nucleotides long. It is a transcript of the gene tyk2, whose product is annotated as tyrosine kinase 2. The transcript is spliced from 24 exons. The record is from RefSeq and is a predicted model, not a curated record. Gene Ontology annotation, biological process: cell differentiation; peptidyl-tyrosine phosphorylation; intracellular signal transduction. Gene Ontology annotation, cellular component: membrane; cytoskeleton; cytosol. Lineage: Eukaryota; Metazoa; Chordata; Actinopteri; Syngnathiformes; Syngnathidae. Gene Ontology annotation, molecular function: non-membrane spanning protein tyrosine kinase activity; ATP binding; cytokine receptor binding. The coding region runs from base 159 to 3626 and encodes 1155 amino acids.